AUGUAUCUUCAAGUUGGUGAGUGUAUCAUUUUCAUUCAUUUUGAUUACAAGGGAUGCCAGCAAAGUAAGCCCAUUAAUGUCAAGCUUCAGCCUCAUCCAAUACCUGUUCUAGCUGCUGCUCCAUUAGAUCAGCUUUCUGUCGAUCUGUAUGGCCCUCUGCCUCGAGCUUUUGGCUCGUGUCAAUAUGUUAUGGUUGUUUUAGAUGUAUGUUCAAAAUUCGUUCAACUCAUCCCAAUCCAAAAAGCUACAGCUGUUAUUGUCACACGCAAUUUCAUUCAAAAAUAUGUUAACAAAAUUGGCAAACCGAAAGUGGUUGUUGCUGAUCGAGGACCCUGCUUCCGCUCAAAAUACUGGGAUACAUCUCUAAAAGCCCUUGACAUCAAUCCUAGACACUCAUCAGUGUACCACCCUCAAAGUAACCCUGUCGAGAGAUAUAUGAGAAUCUUGGGCGAUUUCUUCCGAAUUUAUUGUCACCAAAGCCAUAAAAGCUGGAUUUACUAUGUUUCAUUUCUGGAACAAUGCCUCAACAAUAGCAUAAGCGACAGUACUAAAUUUACUCCAGUAGAAAUAAUGUUAAACACACCGCCCACAAAUUUCUUGCAAAAUUUUGUAGCAUUUCCUCCUUUCACAGAAAGUUUGAGUCACCCUGACAAAUUAAUCCUUGUUCAAGAGAAUUUGAAAAAGAGUGCUCUUAAAAGGCAGAGCAAGCGGGGCCCUCAACCAGCCAACUUACGUUUCAAAGAAGGUGAUGAAAUACUCCUUAAAUCACAUCACUUGUCUAAUGCUUUAUAUGGUGAAAUAAAAAAGUUUUUCAGACUUUAUGAUGGUCCAUUUGUGCUUGGCCACCCAGUAG
Messenger RNA from Bemisia tabaci, 853 nucleotides. Lineage: Eukaryota; Metazoa; Arthropoda; Insecta; Hemiptera; Aleyrodidae. The record is from RefSeq and is a predicted model, not a curated record.